This is a messenger RNA of Ilyonectria robusta, 2571 nucleotides long. RefSeq lists its product as uncharacterized. Gene Ontology annotation, cellular component: RZZ complex. The transcript has 5 exons. Bases 1 to 2571 code for a protein of 856 amino acids. Gene Ontology annotation, biological process: mitotic spindle assembly checkpoint signaling; endoplasmic reticulum to Golgi vesicle-mediated transport. The record is from RefSeq and is a predicted model, not a curated record. Lineage: Eukaryota; Fungi; Ascomycota; Sordariomycetes; Hypocreales; Nectriaceae.
AUGGCCGCAGCCACAGAGUCGUCGCAGCAACUCAGCGACGCCCUCGUCGCCUUCUCCCUCGAGGGCCGCUUUCCCGAGGACAUCUCCCACCUGCCUCCCGUCUCCGAAAUCAACCUACAACCAGCGAUCCAGGCCCUAGCUGAGGCCAAAAAAGCCCUCGAGACCGAGCUCACCACCCUCGACGAAGAGACAAAAGAAGACGCUAGCUCAUGGGCCAGAAACCACAAGACCCUGCAAGAAGACAUCAUUCGCUCAAGGACUAUUGCCAAUGAUAUUGUGCGGCAGUCCGAGGCUCCAGACGUCUCAGGCGAAUCCAUCGACGAUGCUGAGGAGAAGGCCCAGUUCUUAAAUCGAGAGGUCCAGUACAGCCAGCAGCUCCACAGUGUCUUGCGAAGGAUUCAAAAGGUCAACGGGCUGCUUGCAGAGGUUGAGGUCGCAAAAGAUGAGCGCCGCAUCCUCGAUUCAUUGCAUCUACUUGAAAAAUCAUGGAUCGCCAUCGAUGAAGUCGGGGUCAGCAAAACAUGCCGGGUCAUGAAGUUGCUCAAUAUACGGAGCUUCGAGCUCAAGUCUGCCGUUCACGAAGUGUUCGAUCAUGUUUGGAAGGCUUUAGUCCAUGUCAAUAUUGACUCCCGGCAGAUUGCCGUCUACAAUGACAUCGAGGGUGAACAGAUGAAUCUCGCCGAUGCUGUUGUUGGUCUAAAGGCGUAUAAGGAAGUUGAUGAACGGAUGGAGCAACUGUGGCGGAACCUGGACGGCGCAAUUGUGUCUCCUCGUAUGGAUAGCGGAAGCGAUGCUCUCCCCAAAGUACAAGUACAGGAUGACGUCUUGCAGUUGUCGGGGCAGGCUGACCACACAGUCGAAGCUCUGCUAUCCGACCUUGAAAUCAUUUUCGCCUUUCUUGCUAAACACCUCCCCUCGGAUCUGCUGCCUUCACUCGGCAAAUUCAUGAUGGCUGAUGUCAUCCCAAGACUCAUUGGAGGAUGGCUCGACUCGGUUGUCCCUUCGGCGUUGAAGGAGAUGGGGAAUUUCCAGGCAACGAUUGAGAGGGCACGGGAAUUCUGCGAAGCUCUGGAGAGGGAUGGGUUCAUUGGCUUCGACGAGCUGAAGAACUGGGUGGAUAACGCCCCCUCGAUCUGGCUCGGGAAAUGCCGGGAAACGACUCUUGAUACGGUCCGGUCCAGACUCCUGGGCGGGAUUGGCAAUCCAAAAGAAGUCGAAAAGAUCGAGAAGCAGAUGGUGUCCAUUUCAGAGGGCAAGGAACUCAGCAAAACUUCGGGGGCAGCGGCCACUGCCGAAUCCAAUGAUUGGGGUGACGCGUGGGGCGAAUCAUGGGAUGAGGACAAAGACCAGGCUGAUGAUUCAGCCAACCCCGAAACCAAGGCCCCUGGUGCCUCGAAGACCGACGAAGAUGACGGUGCAGAUGCCUGGGGCUGGGGCGAUGAGGACAAUACCGAGGAGUCCUCGGAGGGCAAGAAAGAGGCGGAAAAAGUGGAGAAGAAAGAUGAUGAAAAGGACGACGAUGAAGACGACAGUGCCGCAGCUUGGGGAUGGGGCGAUGAUGAGACGGCUCAAGAAGCAGAACCAGAGCCGGUGGCCCCUAGAAGCAAGCCAACCAAGGCACAGGAGCAGACCAGAGAGCUCGUCCUCCGGGAGACGUACAACAUAUCCUCCAUGCCCGAUCCUGUGCUCGAACUCAUCUCGGCCAUCCUAGAGGACGGCGCCAAGCUCACUAGAGAGGACAACGAGCAUACAUCCGUUGCGGCCACAGCACCGGGUCUCUUCAGUUUACCCACCUUCGCUCUGGCUCUGUUCCGGGCCAUCUCUCCCUACUAUUAUUCAUUCAGCGAUGGCGGCAAUAUGUUCCUAUACAACGAUGCCAUGUACCUGGCAGAAAAUCUCACCGAGUUCUCUGACGGCUGGAAGAAGCGUGAAGACCUUACUCCACGAGCCCGGAACAUGCUCCGUCUUGAUAAUGACAUCAAGAGCCUUCAGAACUUCGCGAAUCGCAGUUAUGCCAACGAGAUGAACAUUCAGAAGACAAUUCUGCGUGAUCUCCUCGGCGGCUCACAAAGUGUAAUGCAACAAGACGAGACCGAGUCAUGUAUCGAGUCGGGAACCGCGCGCAUCCGUACCAUGGCUGCCACCUGGGAGCCAAUCCUCGCCCGCUCUGUUUGGACCCAGGCCAUUGGCUCCCUCGCAGAUACACUCGCCACAAAACUCAUUACCGACGUCUUAGAGAUGCCCUCCAUCGGCCAGGACGAGGCCUACAACAUCGCCAAGCUCAUAACCACGGCUACCGAGCUUGAUGACCUCUUCCCAGGUAGUGGCGGCAAGGACUCUCAUCCCGAGACAGCACAGUUUGCCCCCAGUUGGCUACGGCUGAAAUAUCUCAGCGAAGUGCUGCAGAGUAACCUGAACGAAGUCCGUUACAUGUGGUUCGAGAGCGAGCUAAGUCUGCACUUUGCUGCCAGGGAGGUCAUCGACCUGAUUGAGGCCAGCUUUGAGGCAAAUGCGCGAACGAGGGAGACGAUCCGCGAGAUUCAAGCCAAACCAGCGCCUCUGGCUGGUUGA